ACAAAACUACGAUUGAGCCGAACUUGAAUGAAAUAAUUUCAGAGUGAGAAAUUGAGUCUUUCUUGUGGUUUUGUGAAUUUGUGUUUGUGCAAAAUUCAUUGUAGACUGUGUUUUAAAUAUUUUUGGAGCCAAGUUCCCAAAAAAACGUACCGCUUGGUAGUAAUAUGAGUAAUGUUACCAACCAAAAUGGAACAGGUCUAGAGCAGCAGCUUGCUGGUCUGGACUUGCAGCCCCAGGCUCCUAAGAGUACUGGUCGCUACAUACCCCCGCAUCUGCGUAGGCAGUUGCAGGCAACCUCUGAUCAAGGGGAAGAGUCUAAGCGCUCAAGCUUAGACACCCGUCCUAGUGAGUCACGGGACAACCGUUCAUCAUUCGGAGGCAGCUCUAGAGGCUACGACCGUGGUGGUCGGCGCGACGAUCGUGAUCGUGACCGCGAACGUGAUUACGAUCGCGGAUACGAAGCGCGACACCAGCGCAGGGACCGCGGUCGAGACAGUGGAUCUCAGAAUGGCGAACCAGAGCGUUGGAAUGAAUCCGAGAAAUGGAAUGAUCGUGAACGCGAACGGGACCGACGCGGGCCUCGCGACGUGCGACGUGAGGAGGAUUAUGAACCACCGGCACCACGGAAUGACCGCUGGAAAGAGCCAGAGCCAAGAGCUGAAGAGCGUUCCAAUUCACGCUGGCCUUCUGACGAUGUGCGUCGAACUAGAUCUCGCAAAGACGAGAAUGAUUGGACAGUACCGUUACCUCGCGAUGAACGACAGGAAGUAUUGCUGUUCGGCACUGGCAACACCGGGAUCAAUUUCUCCAAAUACGAGGAUAUACCGGUUGAGGCCAGCGGAGACCGCGUACCAGACUGCAUCACCAGUUUUGAGGAUGUUAACCUGACAGAACUAAUGCGGACAAAUAUAUCUCUCGCUCGCUAUGACAAGCCGACGCCGGUACAGAAGUAUGCGAUUCCGAUUAUUUUGUCACGUAGAGACGUGAUGGCGUGUGCACAGACGGGAUCUGGAAAAACCGCAGCCUUUCUUGUUCCCAUACUUAACCAAAUGUAUGAAGCAGGACCUGUGAAACACAUGGGACCUUAUAAUAAACGGAAACAAUAUCCUUUGGGCUUGGUGUUAGCCCCGACGCGAGAGCUCGCCACCCAGAUUUUUGAUGAAGCUAGAAAAUUUGCCUAUCGAUCACGAGUGCGACCCUGUGUGGUGUAUGGAGGCUCACCUAUUAAUGAUCAGUUCCGUGAAUUAGAGUCAGGAUGUCAUCUGUUAGUAGCCACUCCUGGGCGUUUGGUAGACAUGCUGGCUCGUGGCCGAGUUGCAUUGGAUCACUGUCGCCAUCUUGUACUCGACGAAGCCGACCGCAUGCUGGACAUGGGAUUUGAGCCACAGAUUCGUAAGAUUGUAGAGUGCCACACAAUGCCCAAGACUGGCGAACGUCAAACUCUUAUGUUUUCUGCCACUUUCCCAAAACAGAUUCAGCUUUUGGCUCAGGAUUUCUUAUACAAUUAUGUGUUCCUGGCUGUUGGACGUGUAGGCUCAACGUCAGAAAAUAUUACACAAAAGGUUGUUUGGGUAGACGAAAUGGACAAGCGUUCCUUUUUAUUGGAUUUACUAAAUGCAUCAAACUUGCUACAACGUGCACGUCCUGAAGAGGAUCAACUUAUACUUGUGUUCGUAGAAACUAAGAAAGGUGCGGAUCAACUAGAAGAGUAUUUAUAUUCCCAAGGCUACCCGGUAACAUCGAUCCAUGGAGACCGUAACCAACGAGAGCGUGAAGAUGCUUUACGACGUUUUCGAACUGGACAAACACCAAUACUUGUGGCAACAGCUGUCGCUGCAAGAGGCCUAGACAUACCGCACGUACGUCAUGUAAUAAAUUUUGAUCUACCAUCUGACGUGGAAGAAUACGUCCAUCGUAUCGGUCGUACAGGUCGUAUGGGUAACCUCGGUGUGGCUACUUCCUUCUUUAAUGACACAAACCGUGGUUUGGCACGAGACCUCGUCGAACUGCUCGUCGAGGCUAAACAAGACGUACCUAAUUGGCUUACUAGCACCGCAGCUGACGGACGGCUUGGCGGCGGCGGUCGGCGCACUGGCUCUCGUUCUGGGAAUGCUCGUUACGGCGGUAGCGGCUUCGGCUCAAGGGACUUCCGUACACAACCUCGUCAGGCGGCACGUUCUGCAGGAGCUGGCGGUAUCGGUUCCGGCUUUGGCUAUGACGUGGGCUCAUAUGGUGGUAACUAUGGCGGGUCGUACGGCGGAGGAGGCGGAGGCGGUAACAGCGGAGGUCCCGACUGGUGGGAUUCCUAAAUUCGUGCGUUUGACGCCUUCGUCCUAUCGUCCCAUUAGCGACCAAACCCCGUGAAAAUGUGACUAAUAUCACAAUGUAGUAUUUAUAUGAAGGCGAUAUCUAUUUAUUGUUCUGCAAACUAAUUCAGAACUAAUUUGUACAAACUUAAAAUCUUAAAAAAUAUCCAAUAUAUAAUCUCAUAAAUUUCAGCCAGACAGGACGCGUUGUUUUUUUUUUAUCAAUAUUUUGGAAACUAACAGGUUGAUGUCUAGAUUGUUAUCAUAAGAAAUUUUGACAUGACAUAAACAUAUGACUAAUUUAAUGACUCAGUUCCAAAGAGUAGAGCGUCUGAAAUGUGUUCCUAUAAGAUAAUCAGGAAGCCACGACACCCUGUAGUCUUCUUUUUAUUUUUAAUAAGUAUUUAUUUCAUCUGAUAUGCUAAAUUAUAUUACGAAGGCUGUAAAGAGAAACGCAAUCAAGUGGUUUUCUUUUAAGGAAUUGCUUCAUUUUUCCUUUAAAGAUUUUCUACAUUUUUGUAAUUGUUAUUUUUACUUUAACUUCGAAACGGAUGUAAACUGUAUUUUUAUCGACUUUUUUCUCUCUGAGGAUUGUAGAUACAAAUUAAUUUCUAACAUGUACUAAAUUUCAGAUUUCUUUUUUGGAACUGAGGUAUUUAAUUGAAAUUUAUCAUUGAAUCAGUUGCGUUAUAUGAAGGCGGUCCGCGAUCGUUGAAUCUCAAACGUGCGAUUUGCGACCGUAAUCGCCCGGUUGUACCAAUCUGUAGUUUCGCCGCAAUACAAAACAAUAAACUCUAAUAAUUAUCACAUAUUUCGUUCGAAACACGCGACAAAACCGUAUUCGUUUUUGUUUAUUUUUCUCAAUAUUCAUGGAGUUAUCGAUUUAUAUAGCAAUAUUUUUGAUGUUCAAUUUGUAUCGUGAAAACCUGAAUGUUAUUGUGUAUUUUCGAUUUUCUAUUUUCUGAGGUUUCAUCCCUACGUCAUCAACUAAAACUUUGAAGCAUUUAUGCACACUUAAUUCGAUGUAGCUAUUCAUGUAGUUUUAGAAAUUCGAAUUGAAACCAACAUGGUAUCAUAGGAGAUAACUAAAUUUGUCUGUAGAGAAAUCCUGUAAAAUAAAGUCUGUUGUCAACGUGUUCUAACAUAAUUUGAAUGUGCAUCUACCAAUAAAAAUUAAGAAACAGGCAAA
Molecule: messenger RNA, 3495 nt
Organism: Bombyx mandarina (wild silkworm)
Lineage: Eukaryota; Metazoa; Arthropoda; Insecta; Lepidoptera; Bombycidae
Gene: bel
Product: ATP-dependent RNA helicase bel
Molecular function (GO): ATP binding; RNA helicase activity; nucleic acid binding
Source: RefSeq, a predicted model, not a curated record